GCUGCAAGGGUGGCUUGCGAGCGAAGGUCCUGACGUACAACCUUUUCUGGUGGAAUCUGUUCGGCCUGAGAGGAGGCGAAGGUAGGCGCAGUGGAAGGCUCAUUGCAUCCACGGCGUGGCCUGAUCCCUACGACUUCAUGGGCUUCCAAGAAUGUGAUGACAUUGAGCGCGUCGUCCAUGACGCUGGACUGCAGAACGAGUACACGAGAAUUCAAGGACCCCAUGCGUUGGGCGUGGCCUACCGCAAAGCCACAUGGCAGGAGCUUGGCCGGGGGCAGUCUGACAUUGCGGAAGACAGGCGGGAUCAAUGGUACGGCCAACGAGCUGUGCAGUGGGUUCGAGUGAAGCAUAGACAAAACAGCCGGACAGUGCUUUUUCUGAACUUCCACGGCCCGCUUCCGCUGAGCAGCGGCGGCAAAUGCGGAUGUGAGGCCACUGCAUACAACAUCAUGAGGGUAAUUGGCGAAAACGCAGAGUCCAAUGAUGACGUGAUCCUUGUUGGCGACUUCAACUCCGUCACAGGAUCUCCAACCAUCCAGAAACUCUCCGAGCGCAUGCACCGCGUGUUCAGUGGCAAUUCGCAUGGUGGCGUGGACCACAUUUUCAGCAGUUGCCCCAGUGUGAAGGGCACCUGGAACUUGGGCACUGGUGGCAGUGACCAUGAUGCUCUCAGUGCCCUGAUUGAGGCCUGA
Messenger RNA from Symbiodinium necroappetens, 692 nucleotides. The record is from the annotation of a GenBank genome assembly. Lineage: Eukaryota; Dinophyceae; Suessiales; Symbiodiniaceae.